CUUUCGUUGCGGAAGCGUGUCUUAGCAACGCUCAAUGUCUCUUCCUUGAACUCUCAAAACCUCUACCCAACAAAAAUGCUAUCUUAAAUUUAAAUGACUUUAACCGAAAAAUACAUCUCCGAAACACAAGAGCGAGGCUGAAAUGAUUAAGGAAAAGUUGCGUUUUACGUGUGAUAUACUCCUGUCUCACCAACAGCUCGCAUGCUGUGACCGUUACUGUGGUAUACCUCACCAGGGCAAGAAUGUGCUCAUUUACAGCAAUAAGAAGACACAACAAAAGCCACUGCUACUAACAGGUCACCAUGGUGACAUCAGUGCCAUGACUUUCGGAAAAAGAAGCAGUCCUGUUACCUUAUGUUCUGCCUCUUCUGAAUAUAUUAUAAUUUGGGAUAUUGAGGCAUGUCUGAAAAGAACAGAAGAGGGUAAACUUGCUGCUGGAACAGUGAUCGGUACUUUACUGGGGAAUGUUGUGCAUCUCUCAUUCUGUUCCAAUGAUGAACUGGUAGCUGUCUGCUCAGGAACAACUAUUUAUGUUCUCAAUUCAAAGAAACAAGAAGUGAUUUGCACAUUAAAUGGCCAUCUUGGAUUUUUAACAUCUGCAGAGUUCUGUCCAUGGAACACAAAUAUUCUUGUCAGCACCUCAGAGGAUCGGACUUUUAAGGUUUGGGAUUUAAAAACUGGUGCUGUUUUCUACCAAUCCUUUGUCCUUGGAGGGUCUCCUCUGCUUAGCGUGUUGUUCUUGGAGGAGGAAAAGCAGCUUAUUACCGGCUCAGCCGAUGGACAGGUGUGGUGCUUUUCUUUUGAUGAUGACCACAAAUGCCAUCUUGUGAAAAAAAUGGACCUUCAAAAGAUGGAGAAAAGAUAUGAGAUGCGCCAGGAGACUCUGAGUUAUCCACAAGAUGUUGCUGAACAAUUGGUUGCUAAUAAAGUGGAGAUCUCAAAGCCUGUGAUCCAAAUGACUUCAUGUGGCUCAUUUGCAGAAAUCCAGUUUGGCCAAGAAAUUAUAGACAACCCCACCCUGAACAUCACCAUGGCUGGAUCAUGGUCAAUCUGUGUAGGAUCUGAGAAAUGUAUGGUGGUUCUUGUGAGCUCUUUGUUUACUCCGUGUGUAGUCUUGCUGGAGUUGUGCUUGAGUAACCUAUGCAGGACAGGAGAAAAAGGUGGUGGAGGGUUUUCUGUCUUUCCAAGUUCUCCUCCACUGCUGGAAUCUCCUCUAAAUGCAGAGUUAAAGAGGAAGGAACCCAGCCAUCCGAAAAGGAAAGGAGGAAUAAAGGAAAAGCCGCUAGUUUUUCACUCAAAAGUGAAGUCAUCUGGAUACAACACCACCCCAAGAAUGACUAUGUUUUCAGCACAAACCAAUGCUCAGAAGAAAACAUCACCUAAAAAGUCAAUAAGACAUUUGGGCUUACUCCAUAGAAACUACCCAGAGGACAGUGCAGCACCAACUGAACCACGUACUGCUCUUAACAUUGCCAACAAACAAGUCUCAUGCCUUCAGUAUUCAGGUGAUGGGAAAAAAAUCCUGUGUGGUCUUGGCGACCGCUCGGUGUUAUUGUACAACUCCUGCCUUACUGGUAGUCCAACUGCCUACAUAGGUCAUGACAAGCCAGUGACCAGUGUGAGCUGGAGCCUCUGCAGACAAUGGUGGCUGAGUGCAGCAGAAGAUCUAUCAUUACGGAUUUGGGCCAAAUCCUACUCAGAGCCUGCCAUUAUCUUGGGUGACACUAUGUUCUCCAAACCCAUUAGAGGUGCUCAGUUUUAUUAUCUUGACAAAUUUCUAGUCCUAACAUCUGGACCUUCUCUAUACUUGUACCUGUAUAAUGUGGACCUCACCCGCGAUGAUGUAAAAAGAUAUAAGCACCGGAGCAUCAUCAAACUGGCAAGUUGCUUAACACCAUCAGCCUCGGAGAUCACAGCCCUUUCUGCAGUCAACGAUUUCCUCUCAUACAUUGUUCUGGUGAGUUGUUCAGAUCGGUCCAUUCAAGUUCUGGACAUGAACAAAGGUGCAGUUGGUUCUGUGCUACAUGACGCCCACAGCAGAGCUAUCCACUGCAUCACACAGAACAAGGGAUCCACAUUCACCUCACAGGCUCCAGAGUCAUACAACCUAUUCCUCACCAGUGCAGUUACAGAUGGGGUAAAGAUGUGGGACCUUCGCACAAUGAGAUGCGUGCGUCGUUAUGAGAACCAUGUGAAUCUCUCCCAUGCAUGCUCCUCAGCCUUCUCACCAUGCGGCCGGUUCAUUGCCUCUGGCUCUGAGGAUAAAUGUGCAUAUGUGUACGAUAUUCGUGCCAGCACCUACCUCCACAAACUCCAGAGACACUCAGACAAAGUACUCAGUGUGGCUUUUAACCCUGCAAAACCAGAGUUGUUAACAGGAACCUUGGACGGGAAGCUACGACUGUUUCAGUCAAGCACAGGGUCCCAUUUGUCCCAUGACACCAGCGCUGCUGUUCAUUGCAUCUCUAACGUGACUGCGUAAUUACAGAUGGCUGCAGGAAACACCAUGCAGCUUUCAUUAAGGGAGCUGAAACCCACAGGCAAGGAUUUUAUAAGAAAGGAAGAAUUUAAGUA
Molecule: messenger RNA, 2574 nt
Organism: Poecilia latipinna (sailfin molly)
Lineage: Eukaryota; Metazoa; Chordata; Actinopteri; Cyprinodontiformes; Poeciliidae
Gene: wdr27
Product: WD repeat domain 27
Exons: 23
Coding region: 143-2482 (779 amino acids)
Molecular function (GO): protein binding
Source: RefSeq, a predicted model, not a curated record